Molecule: messenger RNA, 4206 nt
Organism: Chrysemys picta bellii (western painted turtle)
Lineage: Eukaryota; Metazoa; Chordata; Testudines; Emydidae
Gene: PTPA
Product: protein phosphatase 2 phosphatase activator
Biological process (GO): mitotic spindle organization
Cellular component (GO): nucleus; cytoplasm; protein phosphatase type 2A complex
Molecular function (GO): peptidyl-prolyl cis-trans isomerase activity; protein tyrosine phosphatase activator activity
Source: RefSeq, a predicted model, not a curated record
GAGCUCUAUGGUGGAUGACGUGCCCGGCACAAAUAUGGCCGCCCGACAGUUCAGUUGUGCUAAGAGGUGAAAGGUGAAAGGUGAUAACGGCGGGGGCUUGGUUCCAGGAAGAUGGCAGAGAGCGAGCGGCAGACAGGCUCUCCUGAGGAGGCAACACCUCCCCUCUGCCAGAGUUUCAUGAUCCCCAAAAAGGAAAUACAUAUGGUACCCGACAUGGCCAAGUGGAAACGCUCUCAGGCAUAUGCAGACUACAUAGGCUUCAUCCUCACCCUGAAUGAAGGUGUCAAGGGCAAGAAGCUGACCUGUGAAUACAAAGUAUCUGAGCCAAUUGAAAAGCUGAUGGAGCUCCUGGAUACCCUCGACAGGUGGAUUGAUGAGACCCCGCCAGUGAACCAGCCCUCUCGCUUUGGGAAUAAGGCCUUCAGGACUUGGUACGCCAAACUAGACCAGGAAGCAGAAAACUUGGUUAAAACAGUGGUCCCUGAGUAUCUGGCUGAAGCUGCACCAGAGGUAGCCUUAUACCUGAAGGAAUCCGUGGGGAACUCCACCCGCAUCGACUAUGGGACAGGUCACGAAGCGGCAUUCGCUGCCUUCCUCUGUUGCCUGUGUAAAAUUGGUGUUCUCAGGGUGGAUGACCAGCUGGCCAUUGUCUUCAAAGUGUUUAACCGGUACCUGGAGGUGAUGCGGAAACUCCAGAAAACUUACAGGAUGGAACCAGCUGGUAGCCAGGGAGUUUGGGGCCUGGAUGACUUCCAGUUUCUGCCCUUCAUAUGGGGCAGUUCCCAACUGAUAGAACACCCAAACCUGGAACCUCGGCACUUUGUUGACGAGAAGGUGGUGAAUGAAAACCAUAAGGACUACAUGUUCCUGGAGUGCAUCCUGUUCAUUACAGAGAUGAAGACUGGCCCUUUCGCUGAACACUCCAACCAGCUGUGGAACAUCAGCGCUGUACCUUCCUGGUCCAAAGUGAACCAGGGUCUCAUCCGCAUGUACAAGGCAGAGUGCCUGGAGAAGUUUCCUGUGAUCCAGCACUUUAAGUUUGGCAGCCUGCUUCCUAUCCAGCCUGUCACAUCUUAGAGACCAUGGGAGGAGUCGAUGCAGUGGAGACGACAGUGCGGCGCUCUUCCUCCUCUCCUCCUCCCUUCCUCCUCCUCACCUCUCCAGCCCCACAGCCCAUUCAUCCCUUUGUAUUUACAACUAGAGAAAGUUACAAAGCACUUAGCGACCUUGCAUGAACGAAGUGACCAAGAGCAGCUGCUCAUGCAAGUGCUCCCCACACUGACUAGAAAGGGACAAAACCAGGGCUGGGCUUCUAGCCUCCACUGCGUUCAGUCUUACGCUGUUCGUGGCUCGAAGGGCUGCCGUAUACUGAGCUGGGCGUGAGGGUGGCUUGAAUGGGGUUUGGGUAGGGGAAUCGUUUAGUAUGGCUUUACAAGAAGACCUCUGCUUUUUAUCCCCUGGAGGUAGGGGGUUGGGAAGGGGAGGAAGAUAUGUAGUGGGGGUGGGGUGGUUACAGUUUCACUGGAAUCUUUUGCUGUCUUGUUUGAGGAACCCAAGGUGUGUAGACCAGGCCUUCGAUUCCAUUUAAAAAAAAGCCAUUUCUUGCUGUUAUGGCUGUGAAGAAAACCUUAAAAAGAGGUCCUGGAGUGUGAAUGUGCCUGGUGUCAGGAGGCCCCCAGUGUCUCUGCUGCUGCCUUUGCUUGCAAAGGGUGUUCUGCAAGGGGUAGGAGAAGUGGUCGGAAAUCCCUGUGGGUCACAUGAAGCCAGGGUGCUCUCUCUCUCCCCUAGCCUGCGUAAGAAAAUUUUGUCUUUUUCUCCUCCAACUUCUAUCCCUGGCAAACUUCCUUGAGUCUUCCUUUCACACCACCGUGUCCUCUCCAGGGUACCAGCUGGGAGCCCCACUCCUGCCAGCCUAGGUCCUAGAAUGCUGAGCUGGAGAUGGGCUCGGGGGAAGGCUUUGGACAUCAGCUGGUUGCAUUUAAGUAGGAAUGGCUCUACCAAGACACUGUUCUAGCAGAGCCUGAGCCAGUUACUUCCUCCCCUCAGUAGCUAACUCCACAUCAGGUACACGUGCCCUCUCCAUCAGUACUCUGGGCUCAGCUGAGGCUGGGCACGGCCCCCUUCUCUACACCCACCUUUUCCUGGGCAGUGUUUAGCAGCCACUAGAAUGGGGGCAGCCUUAAUGUCCUCAGUGUAAUUUAUCAUGGCUGCUUUUGCUUGAUUAUAAGUUGUAGUGACAGCCCUAUAAUAAGGGAUUUUUCCCAUUCAGUAGCACAUCCCCACACACUGUAGAUGUUACUGUAGGGAAUGCAGCAUAGGGCAGGUAUAUUGGCUUUGAAUCUAUUAUUUAACUGCUGGAAACAAAAUGUGUGUCAAUGUCCUGGGGCAGCCUUUUGCAUUCUUAAAAAAAAGUCUUUCACCUCCCUCAUUCCCUGCAACAGCUGCCACCCUACUGGGGCAAACUGUACAAUUAUUUUUACCAAAACCCCGUUAAAGCACCAGACAUGCUCUGUGUUUCCCAAGAUGGGCAGGUUGUUUAGAAGGCUUACUCAGCGUACUUAAUUAAUACAGUGGUUCUAGACUCUCACUUCCAGUGGCUUAGACUUAGGGGCACCUCUGAUUAAAUGAGGGGCUUAGACGUGCCUUUGGUAAUUAGCAGUACUAGAAAAGGAAUGGCAGAAAACGGAGGAGGGUAAAUCUUACAUGUUCGCUUGGGUCUGACAACGAUUCUUUUUAAGUUCCUAGCUCGAGAGGGCAAGAUUACUCCCGGGGUAUUAAUAAACAUCGGCUUGGACUGUGGCAGGGGUUAGCACCAACUGUGUGUAGCAGGGCUAGCAGGGGCACUUUUUUGUUUGGCUUUCUUAGCGAGUGCAAUACCAGUUUUUCUCCCGCUGCUGUCAUCUGCAGCCAGCCUGCCUAACCUUUUCCAUCUGAGCCCCUUGAUUGCUAUUAAAUUAUUGGAAAAAGUUUAUUUUGCUCAUGGAAUUGGGUUUUUCACAAUUUUCUCUUUGGCUGCAUCCCCUGGAAGGAGCCUCUUCCUUCUCUAAAGCUUGUGACCUGCUGCUGGGGGAAGAAGGGAUGAGAAAUGCAUUUAAAUUCAGGUGCAGUAUCUGUUUCUUGGGCUAAAAAGGCAAACCCUGGCCAAGCUGCAGCUGUCCUCUCUAUCCCAGUGCUUGGGCCUGAGGUAGUGCAGCGUGGGACAAUUGCAGAUGAACUGAAUCUGCUGGUUUUGUUUUUUUACGUAGUGGCUUUAUCAACUUACAUUUUAAAUAAAAUGUGAAAAAUCCAUCCCUGUUUUACUCCUAAAUCAUUAACAGGUUAUCUCUGUGGAGUUAAAUUACAAAUAAAUCCACUGGAAAAGUGACUUAGGAAGACUUUAACCUGUCAGGACCCCUGAGCAUUCUAUAUUCUGGUGCUGUAGUUAAAAGGAUGCAGUUCAGGGACCAGAGCACAGUGUUCUAGACCGAGGAGGCCUGGUUCUCAUCUUGCCCUUACUGCCUCAUUGCAUGACCAUCGGCAAGUUCUACCGUGCAGUAAAACAGGUCUAAUAAUAGCUGCCUGGCAGACUGGGCAUGACUUAGGCUGAGAUUGUCAAAGUUGUCUAGGAGAUUUGGACACCACAUUCCCUUUCAUUUUAAUGGGAAUUAGGCUUCCCAUUCAAGCUAAAUGAAAGCCGAGACCUCAAUGUCUGCAGAGCUGUCUCCGAUCCUUGGUGAAAGAUGCAACAAAAGUGCAAAAUAGAGCACCAAAAGGGUACAUUCCUUACAUUGCAUUAGGUUUUAGUGAUGCCACCAACCUUUACUGGGGCCAUCCGUAUAACUCUGGAUGGGGGACAUAAGGAGGAGCUAGUAUGGAAUUAUUUAUUUAUGGACCAUCUAAGUCUGCACCCUCAUUCUGUUAAGGAUUUGGAAUCUUAAGCAGCUAGUGUUUGUGUGAAUCCUAUUGGUUCACCUGUAACUUGCCCUCAAUAAUCUGGCAAUAGGCUGCUUCCAUUCCUUGGUCAUUACUGUGAUCCCCGUCAGAUCUCAACUGACGGCCUGUUUGGGUUUUGUCCCUUUCCCUGAGUGGUUCCACGUGCAUGCAUCACACUACCUGAAGCACCACCUGGCUUCCCCCAGGUCUGCAAAAGCAAUACCUGAGCAUCCCACCUCCCCAUGUUCUCCGAUAUUGUGGUUUUAAUUAAAAAUCUGUGUGUUUUGCACCUGG